AUAAGAUUACCCGAAGGAAUCACUUCCAUUCACUAAUGACUGUAAGGCAUUAGGUAGGACUCUUCAGAUAUCCCACAAGGUGCCAUUGGCAAUUUUAUUAAUCUUAUUUCUCAGCAGGAUCUCCUACUAUGGUGACUAUCGACAUUGAGGUCCGGAGUAUGAGUCAAAUAUCAGAAAUGGACAUGACAUAUUCCAUGGACUGCUACUUCCGCCAAUCGUGGGUCGACGAGCGCCUCGCCUUCUCGGACCUGGACGAGGCCUUCACGCUGUCGGUAGCGGUGCUGGAAAAGCUCUGGAAGCCCGACACGUUCAUCUACAACGGCAAGCAGAGUUACGUUCACCUCCUGACCACGCCGAACAAAUUCUUCCGGCUCUACCAGAACGGCAAGAUUCUUUACUCGUCCAGGUUAACCAUCAACGCCAAUUGCCCUAUGAACCUGCAGGACUUUCCAAUGGACAUCCAACACUGCCCUCUGAAACUGGGAUCGUUCGCGUACACGACCCGUGACGUCAUCUACCAGUGGAACCAAGACCGCCAGGUGGUCAUCGCCAGUGACCUGAUGCUGUCCCAGUUUGACCUCAUCGCUGCCCCGUCUGGAAGGGAGAACACGACCAGGAGAUCAGGAACCUACUCGACCCUCCUGGCUUCAUUUCACCUACGCCGGCGUAUGGGUUAUUUUAUCAUCCAAGUGUACGCACCCUGCGUGCUCAUCAAUGUGCUGUCUUGGGUGGCCUUCUGGAUCAACCGAGAGGCUACCUCGGAUCGUGUGGCCCUCGGAAUCACUACUGUCCUCACCAUGACCUUUCUGGGCCUUGAAGCGCGGACGGACCUUCCAAAAGUUUCUUACUCUACGGCGCUCGACUUGUUCGUUUGGCUGUCUUAUGGCUUCAUCUUUGCGACCAUCAUCGAGUUUGCUUUCGUUCACGUCUUCACGAAAGUAGGCUCAGGGGAGAUCUACUUAUCUGACUCAAGUUCUGAAGCAGAUUCGGAGGAAGAGGAAGACGGAGAGGAUGAUAAUGACGAUGAUGAGAUCCAGGUUCACUCGGAGCCUUUAGCCAGUUGCACAGUCAUCCCGGUCAGUCAGCGCGAAGAGCAGCAAAUGGUCUCCGCAGACGACAUCGCCAUCACCCAAGGGCACAACGGCGUUGGGACUUCCAGGGUCGUCCACGUGACGACUCCUUACAACUCCCUGCCCAGAGCGACGAUCUGCUCUCGGAUGUCGUUCAUCUGUCGCAAGCCUAGUCGGCGGCAGUCUCACGCAGGCAUCGUCAAUGUGUCGCCCCUUCCUCAUGCUAAGGUUCAAAGUCACGCGAGCUUGGAGAGGCAGCCGAGGCAGCGCCCUCAGCAACUGGACAUCCGCUCCCGCCGGAGUCGCGGCAGCAGCAGCAGCAGCCGCAAGCAAGAGCCCCAGAAGAAUAAGAAGAAGAAGAACGCCAAGAUGUCUCCCCUCCAGCAAAUGAACUCGGUUUCGCACAUCGACGAAGUUUCCCGCGUCUUGUUUCCGCUGUCGUUUCUCUGCAUCAAUUUCAUUUACUGGUACACAUUCCUCUCUCACUCUACUCGGCUUCAGGAUAACCUUUAAUGGUCGAUUGUCGAUUAUCUAGCGGGAGAUUACAUUUACAUAGGCCUAGGCCUCCGUAAAAAAACCUCUGUGUGGAAGUGAUAUCUAGCGUCAGAUUGUAUUUACAUACAUAGGCCUUGGUCUCAAAAACCUCUGCAUGGAAGUGCUAUCUAACAAUAGGGGGAAUUUACACAGGCCUAGGCCUCCUCAAAACCAUCUGUAUGUAAAUGCUAUCUAGCGUCAGAUCGUAUUCACAUAGGCCUUGUCUCCUUCAAAAACCUCUGCAUGGAAAUGCUAUCUAGUGGGAGAUUGUAUUUACAUAUAGGCCUAGGUCACUGCAAAAACCUUUGUAUGGAAAUGCUAUCUAGCGGGAGAUUGUAUUUACAUAGGCCUAGGUCUCUGCAAAAACCUUUGUAUGGAAAUGCUAUCUAGCGGGAGAUUGUAUUUACAUAGGGCUAAGUCACCACAAAAACCUCUGUAUGCAAAUGCUAUCGAGCGUCAGAUUGUAUUUACAUAGGCCUUGUUCUCCUCAAAAACCUCUAUAUGGAAAUGCUGAAUCUUCGACCUACUGGUGCUGUCGUAUACACUGAAUGUUUGACAAUGAAUAGCCUGAGCCAAAAAAAAAAAAAAGUAUAUGUAUUGAAUUAUCGCAAUAUUUUCGUAUGCAAACGAUAUAAUCAAAUAUUUCAUCAUAUAUGUAUAUAAAGGGAAUUCCCUGUCGUUUCUUUCCGACCUAUAUAUUUAUAUGGAACAAAAGCAUCAUAUAGAAACACAAAUUUAUCUAUCAAGAUGUAGUUUAUUUAGAUUUAUUGAGCUUUGUUGCUAGUGUCAGCGUUGUAUAGAAUUUACGAACACGCUUGCGAAAGCUGAGCUUAUUCACCAGUCGUAUGUGAAUGACAUAUACGUACAUACAUGCUAACACACAUAAACACACGGAAAAACAUUUAAAAUUUGCAUACGUACACACACAAAUUUACACACAUACAUGCAAAACUGUAGGGAUGGCAAAUAAAGCCUGAAUGUAUUUUUGUUAAUCUGUAUUUAUUUAUUUUGAAUAUACCUAUUCUUUUAUAAUAUUGAGGUUAACUAUAUAUAUAUAUAUAUAU
This is a messenger RNA of Macrobrachium nipponense, 2668 nucleotides long. RefSeq names its product gamma-aminobutyric acid receptor alpha-like. Gene Ontology annotation, molecular function: neurotransmitter receptor activity; GABA-A receptor activity; chloride channel activity. The transcript has 9 exons. Gene Ontology annotation, biological process: regulation of membrane potential; signal transduction; nervous system process. Gene Ontology annotation, cellular component: plasma membrane; synapse; neuron projection. The record is from RefSeq and is a predicted model, not a curated record. Lineage: Eukaryota; Metazoa; Arthropoda; Malacostraca; Decapoda; Palaemonidae. The coding region runs from base 129 to 1583 and encodes 484 amino acids.